This is a messenger RNA of Indicator indicator, 1548 nucleotides long. It is a transcript of the gene SLC41A1, whose product is annotated as solute carrier family 41 member 1. Gene Ontology annotation, cellular component: plasma membrane. Gene Ontology annotation, molecular function: monoatomic cation transmembrane transporter activity. The coding region runs from base 1 to 1548 and encodes 515 amino acids. The transcript is spliced from 10 exons. Gene Ontology annotation, biological process: monoatomic cation transport. The record is from RefSeq and is a predicted model, not a curated record. NCBI's taxonomy places the organism in Eukaryota, Metazoa, Chordata, Aves, Piciformes, Indicatoridae.
AUGUCUGCCAAGCCAGAGCAGAAGGAGACCCUCCAGGCCAAUGGGACUGCGCUGCCCAUUGUGCCCACGGACUGCCUCGCCGCUCCGGACCGGGGGCAGCUGGUGGAGCCCUCCAAUUUCCUGGGACCUGAUGGUGAUGGGGUAGAAGUGGUGGUGCUGGAGUCCCGUGCCAAUGCCAAAGGGGUGCGAGAAGAAGAUGCCCUGCUGGAAAACGGCAGCCAGAGCAAUGAGAGCGAUGACACCAGCACAGACCGAGGUCCUGAGCCAGCCUCGCCCCUCAAGGAGACCUCCUUCUCCAUUGGACUGCAAGUCCUCUUUCCCUUCCUCCUGGCAGGUUUUGGGACAGUUGCUGCUGGAAUGGUGCUGGACAUUGUGCAGCACUGGGAUGUCUUCAAGUAUGUGACAGAGGUUUUUAUCUUAGUGCCUGCACUGCUGGGCCUGAAGGGGAACCUGGAGAUGACUCUGGCCUCUCGCCUGUCGACAGCUGCUAAUAUUGGCCAAAUGGAUACACCCAAAGAGCUCUGGAAGAUGAUAACAGGGAACAUGGCUCUGAUACAGGUUCAGGCUACUGUGGUUGGCUUCCUGGCUUCCAUUGCAGCAGUGGUGUUUGGCUGGAUCCCAGAUGGACACUUCAGCAUUGACCAUGCUGUCCUGCUUUGUGCCAGCAGCGUGGCCACUGCCUUCAUCGCUUCCCUGGUUCUGGGCAUGAUCAUGAUUGGGGUCAUCAUUGGAUCCAGGAAGAUGGGGAUCAACCCUGAUAACGUCGCCACACCCAUUGCUGCCAGCCUGGGGGAUCUGAUCACCCUGGCUCUGCUCUCAGGGAUCAGCUGGGGCUUGUACAAAGAGCUGGAGAGCAAAGCCUACGUGAACCCUCUGGUGUGUGCCUUCUUCAUAGCUCUGCUGCCCAUCUGGAUCAUCAUUGCCAAGAAGAAUGCAGCAACCAGGGAGGUGCUGUACUCUGGCUGGGAGCCAGUCAUCAUUGCCAUGGCUAUCAGCAGCGUUGGGGGCUUGAUCCUGGACAGAACAGUCUCAGAUCCAAACUUUGCUGGCAUGGCUGUCUUCACUCCAGUUAUUAAUGGUGUGGGUGGCAACCUGGUGGCAGUGCAGGCCAGUCGCAUCUCCACCUACCUGCACAUGAGUGGGAUGCCUGGAGACAGCUCUGAAGCAGCCCCUCGCAGGUGCCCCAGCCCCUGCAGCACGUUCUGCAGCUCAGAUGUGAAUUCCCGCUCUGCUCGUGUGCUCUUCCUCCUGGUGGUGCCUGGACACUUGGUUUUCCUUUACACCAUCAGCUCCAUGCAAGGAGGACACACUACACUCACCCUGAUUUUUAUAGUUUUCUACAUGACAGCUGCUCUUCUCCAGGUGCUCAUUCUUCUGUACAUUGCUGACUGGAUGGUGCACUGGAUGUGGGGCAGGGACCUCGAUCCUGACAACUUCUCCAUCCCAUACUUGACAGCUCUGGGGGACCUGAUUGGAACAGGUCUCCUGGCCCUCAGCUUUCACAUCCUGUGGCUCAUCGGGGACCGGGACUCCGAUGUGGGGGAUUAG